Strongylus vulgaris is the source of this 329-nucleotide messenger RNA. The record is from the annotation of a GenBank genome assembly. Lineage: Eukaryota; Metazoa; Nematoda; Chromadorea; Rhabditida; Strongylidae.
AUGCGGCUCGGCAAGUUGAAAUUUGGAAACUCAACUAACGCAGACCACCUGUUGUAUGUCCGACGAUGCGCUCUGAAAACACCCGUUCAUGGAGAUUGCCAGAUUUGUGAUCAGCCGGGACAUGUGAUUCAUUUUGGCGUGCUUACCUGCCGAGCAUGCGCUGCUUUCUUCAGGCGAACGGUGGUUAUGAAUCGCCAAUAUACAUGCAGGCGAGCAAAUGAAUCGUGCCAAAUCUCGAAGGAUGAACGUUAUCUAUGCAGGUUGUGUCGAUAUAACAAAUGCAUGCGACUCGGGAUGACGCCAGAAAGUAAGUCUCGAGCUAUUUGAUG